This is a messenger RNA of Chaetomium globosum CBS 148.51, 2337 nucleotides long. RefSeq lists its product as uncharacterized. Lineage: Eukaryota; Fungi; Ascomycota; Sordariomycetes; Sordariales; Chaetomiaceae. Gene Ontology annotation, biological process: ubiquitin-dependent protein catabolic process. Gene Ontology annotation, molecular function: ubiquitin protein ligase activity; protein binding. The record is from RefSeq and is a predicted model, not a curated record. Bases 1 to 2337 code for a protein of 778 amino acids. The transcript has 8 exons.
AUGAGUAGCAGCCGCAUGGAUGCAGGGCUUCCAGCCCAGCCGAACCUGCGCGUCACAAUCAUCGCCGCCGAUGGCUUAUACAAGCGAGAUGUCUUCAGAUUUCCCGACCCGUUUGCGGUCGCCACCAUCAACGGCGAGCAGACGAAGACGACGCAGGUUUCUAAGCGAACAUUGAACCCGUAUUGGAAUGAGAGUUUCGACUUUAAAGUCAAUGAGGACGGUAUCCUUGCUGUACAAGUCUUUGACCAGAAGAAAUUCAAGAAAAAGGAUCCUGGUUUUCUUGACCAGAUGCUCACGCGAGACCUAAAAAAGUCGACUGAUAACCUUGUGGUACACGGAAAACUCAUCAUCAACCUCUCCACCAACCUGGCAGCACCUACUCGCGUGCCGCAAGCGUUGACGGCAUCAUCCAGCCGACCCUCCCUUCUUAGCCCGCAGACUUCGACUAUCUCUAACGGCGACCGUGCCUCUGAACGACCUUCAUCGGCCAUGUCGGGUCCGAACGGCACACCGGCACUGGGCGGCACGCAACUGUCGAUCCCCCAUCGCCCAUCGAGCUUAGUAUCGACGCAAUCAACUACAGCGCCGCCUCCGCCUCCCAUGAACGGUUCGGCACACCCCCGACAGGCGAGCAGCACGCUCAGCCCCUUCGAGGAUUCACAGGGCCGGCUCCCGGCUGGGUGGGAGCGUCGGGAGGACAACCUCGGGAGGACUUACUACGUCGACCACAACACGAGAACGACCAGCUGGACCCGGCCGACGGGCUCGUCAGGGGCGGCCGAGGCGCGCGUCGCCGAAGCCAACACGCAGGUCGAGCGGCAGAGACACCAGAACCGUACGCUACCCGAAGAUCGCACGGGAUCGAACUCGCCCACGCUGCAAGCACAGCAGCAGGCAACCCAAGCCGCCAAUGCCACCACCAUGAUGCACACGGGGACCACGACUGCGGGGACAGGCGAGCUUCCCCCGGGCUGGGAGCAGAGGUGGACCCCUGAAGGUAGGUCAUACUUUGUUGACCACAACACUAGGACCACGACCUGGGUGGAUCCGCGACGCCAGCAGUACAUCCGGAUGUACGGUGGGCAAAGCACGACGAAUGGUAGUAUCCAGCAGCAGCCGGUCUCGCAGCUUGGCCCCUUACCUAGCGGGUGGGAAAUGCGGUUGACGAACACGGCACGCGUUUACUUUGUCGAUCACAACACCAAGACGACGACCUGGGACGACCCCCGACUCCCGUCCUCGCUCGACCAGAAUGUGCCGCAGUACAAGCGUGACUUCCGCAGGAAGCUGAUCUACUUCCGGUCGCAGCCGGCCAUGCGCAUCCUGUCAGGGCAGUGCCAUAUCAAGGUCAGACGGUCCCAUAUCUUUGAGGAUUCGUUUGCCGAGAUCUCGCGGCAGUCGGCGACCGAUCUCAAGAAGCGGCUGAUGAUCAAGUUUGACGGCGAGGACGGCCUGGACUACGGUGGUCUCUCUAGAGAGUUCUUCUUCUUGUUGUCGCACGAGAUGUUCAACCCCUUCUACUGCCUCUUUGAGUACUCGGCGCACGACAACUACACGCUCCAGAUCAACCCCCACUCGGGGAUCAACCCGGAGCAUCUCAACUACUUCAAGUUCAUUGGGCGGGUGGUCGGCCUGGCCAUCUUCCACCGGCGUUUCCUCGACGCCUUCUUCAUCGGGGCGCUGUACAAGAUGUGGAUGCUGGACAACGACAUCUCGGGCGGCAUUCUCGAGCAGACCUUCUCAACCGAAGACGAGCGGUUCGGCGUCAUCACGGUCGAGGAUCUGAUUCCCAACGGGCGUAACAUCGACGUGACCAACGACAACAAGAAGGAGUACGUCGACCUAAUGGUGAAGUGGCGAAUCCAGAAGCGCAUUGCCGAGCAGUUCGAGGCAUUCAAGGAGGGCUUCCAGGACUUGAUCCCGCAAGAUCUCAUCAACGUGUUCGACGAGCGCGAGCUCGAGCUGCUGAUCGGUGGUAUCGCCGAGAUCGAUGUUGACGACUGGAAGAAGCACACCGACUACCGCGGCUACACCGAGUCGGACGAGGUCAUCCAGUUCUUCUGGCAAACAGUGCGGUCGUGGGAUGGCGAGCAGAAGUCGCGGUUGUUGCAGUUCACGACGGGCACGUCCCGUAUCCCCGUCAACGGGUUCAAGGAUCUGCAGGGUAGUGACGGGCCGAGGCGAUUCACCAUCGAGAAGGCGGGUGAGCUCGGCAAUCUGCCCAAGGCACACACUUGCUUCAACCGCCUGGAUCUUCCUCCAUAUAAGACCUUGGAGAUGCUACAAGGCAAGUUGACGAUGGCGGUAGAAGAGACGAUGGGUUUCGGGCAGGAGUAA